AUGACGUCAGCAGCACGUAAAUUCCCUGCCUCACGGCUUGAGCGCUCUUUCGCCUCUCUCGCGCGGCUCCGACGGCCGGUCUGCUCUCAGUCUCUGGACGACCCAACACCGAAACAGCCAAAAUGAUCAUCUACAAGGAUAUCGUCACCGGUGACGAGAUGUUCACUGAUGCCUUCCCCAUCAAAGAAGUCCACGACGGGUUCAUGUUCGAAGUUGAAGGAAAGAGAGUCUGCAGGACCGAGACAAUUGAUGAUAAUCUCCUCGGGGCCAACCCUUCAGCAGAGGAGAUGUCUGAGGGAAAUGACGCCGCAACAUCAAGCGGCAUUGACAUCAUCCUCAACCAUAAACUGUCACCUUCGCCUUUUGAUAAGAAGACUUACGUAUCCUACAUUAAGGAAUAUAUGAAGAAGCUUAAGCUCAAGAAGGAAAAGGAGAAUCCAGAUGGAGUGGAUGCAUUCACAAAAGGCAUGGCUGCUGUCGUCCAGUCCCUUGUUAAAAACUUUAAGAACUACGAGUUUUAUACUGGAGAGAGCAUGAACCCAGAAGGCAUGGUCGCACUCCUGGAUUACCGUGAGGAUGGCAUUACGCCAUUCAUGCUUUUCUUCAAAGAUGGUCUGGAGAUUGAGAAAUUUUAAAUGACCUGGAUCUACAUUUCAAUUUCCUAAACGCCCCAAAGGAAAGAUCAUUAUUUUCCAUCAUGUCUGAACGAAACCAUCUUACACGUACACAAUUUCUUUAUGUAUUAUGUACCACUCCCAAGGCAAGGUGAUCAGAACAGUCAUCAGAUUUUAAUAACCUCUUUGUGGCUUUUGCAGUGUCAGAUUUUUUUUUUUGUCCCACGUUUUGCAAUUUGAAAAUAAAAGGCAGGACAGUGAGCAAAGCUCUGACGAACUGAAAGAUGCUAUUUUCUUCCUAUGCAUACUGUUUUAGCAAUGAUCCAUACAGAUUGACCUCGUCGUCGGACCUCUGUGUUUAUGACUGCAUCAAAUUAAAUUCCAUCUACAAUAAAGGCUUGAUUUGAAAAUAAAAACGAAUACCACCA
Platichthys flesus (European flounder) is the source of this 1042-nucleotide messenger RNA. RefSeq names its product tumor protein, translationally-controlled 1 (gene tpt1). Gene Ontology annotation, molecular function: calcium ion binding. NCBI's taxonomy places the organism in Eukaryota, Metazoa, Chordata, Actinopteri, Pleuronectiformes, Pleuronectidae. The record is from RefSeq and is a predicted model, not a curated record. The transcript has 6 exons. Bases 123 to 635 code for a protein of 170 amino acids. Gene Ontology annotation, cellular component: cytoplasm.